AUGGGCGUCCGUGAAGAUAAGUGGAAAUGGGUUGGGAAGGUUUUGGGACCGACAGACUGGUUCUCCCUGUUCCUCGUAAGCUGGCAUCAGGGCCCAUCUUCCGGGCUACCGGAGACGCACAGAACAGAAACCACCCGUACUAAAAAGGUACAAAUGAAAACCGGCAAAAAAGAAGAUGGAACUCUCACUACUACUGUUGACGAAAAAAGACAUGAAAUAUGGAAGGCACUUCUACCUGAAAUUGAUCAUGGUCUUGAUAGAGAGUUUGAAAUUGAUGACGAUUCUCGAUGGCCAAAAUUAGAGUUUGAUGAAGUUGACUCUGCAUUGGCUGAUACCCCAAAUGAUAAAGCUCCAGGAGACGAUGGAAUUACUGGCAAAGUUUUAAAGAUGGCAUGGCUAAAUAAAGACUUUAAGGAAAGGUUUUUUAAGCUUCUCCAAGCUUGUGUAAAGUUUGGAUACCACCCAAAAGUCUGGAGACAUGGCAUUAUUGUUGUUAUACCUAAACCUAAGAAACCUGACUAUUCAAAGCCAAGAGCAUACCGACCAAUUUCCUUACUUAAGAUUCCAUCUAAAGUACUGGAAAAAUUAUACAAAAAGAAUGACCAAGCUUACAACACACUUACUUCCACCAGAGCAAUAUGGGGGAAGACAAGGUUAUUGUGCUACUGA
Magnusiomyces paraingens is the source of this 669-nucleotide messenger RNA. RefSeq lists its product as uncharacterized. Lineage: Eukaryota; Fungi; Ascomycota; Dipodascomycetes; Dipodascales; Dipodascaceae. Bases 1 to 669 code for a protein of 222 amino acids. The record is from RefSeq and is a predicted model, not a curated record. The transcript has 2 exons.